CUGCUUCUGAUGGUGGGGAACCUGAUUAUCAUCCCUGUGGGUAUCACCUUCUUCAAGGAUGAAAAUACAACACCUUGGAUUGUCUUCAAUGUGGUCUCAGACACUUUCUUCCUCAUUGACCUUGUCCUCAACUUCCGGACAGGCAUUGUUGUGGAGGACAAUACGGAGAUAAUACUGGACCCUCAAAGGAUCAAAAUGAAAUACCUGAAGAGUUGGUUUGUGGUGGACUUCAUCUCCUCCAUCCCUGUGGACUACAUCUUCCUUAUUGUGGAGACACGCAUAGACUCUGAGUUCUAUAAGACGGCGCGGGCUCUGCGCAUUGUCCGAUUCACCAAGAUCCUGAGUCUCCUUCGCCUCUUGCGCCUUUCUCGCCUCAUCCGCUACAUCCACCAGUGGGAGGAGAUCUUCCACAUGACCUACGACCUGGCGAGCGCCGUGGUCCGGAUCGUGAACCUCAUCGGGAUGAUGCUCCUGCUCUGCCACUGGGACGGCUGCCUCCAGUUCCUGGUGCCCAUGCUGCAGGACUUUCCCGGGGACUGCUGGGUGUCCCUCAACCGCAUGGUGAACGACUCGUGGGGGAAGCAGUACUCCUACGCCCUCUUCAAGGCCAUGAGCCACAUGCUCUGCAUCGGCUACGGGAAGCAGGCGCCCAUGGGCAUGUCGGACGUCUGGCUCACCAUGCUCAGCAUGAUCGUGGGCGCCACCUGCUACGCCAUGUUCAUCGGCCACGCGACCGCCCUCAUCCAGUCGCUGGACUCCUCGAGGCGCCAGUACCAGGAGAAGUACAAGCAGGUGGAACAGUACAUGUCCUUCCACAAACUGCCCCCGGACACCCGCCAGCGCAUCCACGACUACUACGAGCACCGCUACCAGGGCAAGAUGUUUGACGAGGAGAGCAUCCUGGGCGAGCUGAGCGAGCCGCUGCGGGAGGAGAUUAUCAACUUUAACUGCCGGAAGCUGGUGGCCUCCAUGCCCCUCUUCGCCAACGCGGACCCCAACUUUGUGACGUCCAUGCUGACGAAGCUGCGGUUCGAGGUCUUCCAGCCGGGCGACUACAUCAUCCGAGAGGGCACCAUUGGCAAGAAGAUGUACUUCAUCCAGCACGGCGUGGUCAGCGUCCUCACCAAGGGCAACAAGGAGACCAAGCUGGCGGACGGCUCCUACUUCGGGGAGAUAUGUCUGCUGACCCGCGGGCGGCGCACGGCCAGCGUCCGGGCCGACACCUACUGCCGCUUGUACUCCUUGUCCGUGGACAACUUCAACGAGGUCCUGGAGGAAUAUCCCAUGAUGCGCCGGGCCUUUGAGACUGUGGCCUUGGACCGGCUGGACCGCAUCGGCAAGAAAAACUCCAUCCUUCUGCACAAAGUCCAACACGACCUCAACUCAGGAGUCUUUAACUACCAGGAGAACGAGAUCAUCCAACAGAUCGUGCAGCACGACCGAGAAAUGGCGCACUGCGCACACCACGUCCAGUCGGCCGCGGCCUCCACGCCCACGCCGGUCAUCUGGACGCCCCUGAUCCAGGCUCCGCUGCAGGCGGCCGCGGCCACCACCUCCGUGGCCAUCGCCCUCACCCACCACCCGCGCCUCCCUGCCGCCAUCUUCCGGCCCCCGACUGGGGCCGGCUCCGGGCUGGGCUCGCUGGCUCCCGGCCAGACCCCGAGGCACCUGAAGCGUCUCCACUCCCUGAUCCCCUCUGCGCUGGGCUCCCCGGCCAGCACCCCGUCCCAGCUGGACACGCCGUCCUCGUCCUCCUUCCACAUCCAGCAGCUGGCCGGCUUCUCGGCCCCGGCGGGGCUGAGCCCCUUCUCCUCGGCGAGCUCCCCGCCCGCCGGUCCCGGGCCGCCCGCUCCGGGGGCCUGCGGCUCUCCGCUGGAGACCGCCUCGGCGGCUCCCCCCACUCCGGCCGCCGCCGGCUUCGGCCACUUCCACAAGGCUUCGGGCGGCUCCCUCUCCUCCUCCGACUCCCCGUUGCUCACCCCCCUUCCCAGCCGCACCCGGUCCCCUCCCGGCACCCAAGUGCAGCCGUUGGCCGGGGCUGCGGGGGGCCUGGGCCUCCUGGAACACUUCCUGCCCCCUCCGGCCUCCGCCGGCUCGCCGUCCUCCAGCCCGGGGCAGCUGGUCCAACCUCCCGGAGCCUCCUCCCCAGCCUCCGUCCCACCAAGUGCAUUAGGGAUGUCGCCGAUGCAGCCGGAGAGGCUGCCCUUUGCCAUGGGGGCCUCCGGGGGGGUGUCCUCUAUGGCCUUCACACCCAGAGGCCUCAGCCCCCCCAGUCAGAGCCCAGGCCCAGGGAGAACUUUCCAAUGCGCCCCACCCCGGGCGUCGGGCUCCCACGGCUCCCUGCUCCUGCCCCCCGCCUCCAGCCCCCCGCCACAGAUCCCCCAGCGCCGAGGAACCCCGCCUCUCGCCCCAGGCCGCCUCACACAGGACCUCAAGCUCAUCUCAGCCUCUCAACCAGCCCUUCCUCAGGACGGGGCUCAGACGCUGCUGCGGGGCUCCCCUCACUCCUCAGGGGAGUCCGUGGCCGCCUUCCCACCUUUCCGGGGCGGGGGCGGGGGCUUUGGACCCCUCGGAAGGCCCUUUGGCACGGGCCCAGCCCAGAGGGUCACCUUGCCUCGGCAGACGUCCUCAGGUUCUUUGCCCCCACCCCCACCGUUGUUUGGGGCCGAAGCCGCCUCUCCGGGGGCCCCUCCCUGACUGCCGCCCCCCGGGGCCGAGAAUCUACGGGGCUGGUGGGUGCCCCUGAGCCACCCGUCCGCUCCAAACUGCCUUCUAACCUAUGAACUCGGGCUCUUGCUCUUGCCCCUGACCUUUCUUUUAUGUUUCCCUUCUUUCUUCCUUCAGGUUUAACUGUGAUUAGGAAAAUAACAAUAACAGUAAUAAUUAUACUAACCCCCCACCCCGAAACCCUCUCCCACACUCACAGCCCGAGACAGGAAAGCUCCAGGCACUCCUAGGGCCGUACAUUUGGGGGUCACUUGCUUUUAUAGAUUAUUUUACCACUUGAGGAAAGGGGGGAGGGAGGGGCUGGGAGCCCCCGCGGGACUGCUGAGGAGUCGGGGCGGGGAGGGGGUCAGACACGUCCUGGGGAGCCAGACGGGGUCCAGGGUGGGAAUGGCCCGGGGAAAACGUAGCCCCCUUCCUUGUUUUAGACCCGAGUGUCCACGGUCCCCGACCAGAGGGACCUGAGCUCCAGAGACUGAAGAGCGUCCCGCCCCCUCCCCAGCCUUCCCCCUGCCCUCCGCCCUCUGCGCCUCCCCGUGGGGAGGGGUCUGCUGGAGUCGGGGAGAGGGAGCUCCGCGCGGAGCGGGUCGGGGUCGGCCAGCCUAGCAAUUUUCUACCACGAACCUAUCGAUAUGUAUAUGUAUGUAUGUAUGUAUGAAGUGUACAUGUAGAGCACCUAGCGCCUGUAUAGCCAUGUAGAUACUGACAAAAACAGACACUUGCUGUAGUUCUAACCCAACAGUGCCUGGCAGCCCAGGCCAUAGUGUACAUAGGGCCCCCGGGCCCCCCGCCCAGCUUUGUACAGCCCCCUUCCCCAGAGCCGAUGGCCCCAGGGCAGCACCCCUCCCCAGCCUCAGGGCAGGGAGACAGUGGUUACCUCCACCCACAUCUCAGCAGGGACCCCUACCUAACCCCCCACUCCCCCGUCACUCGUGGAGCGCCCCCUCUUCGGGGAGUCGGAUAAUCUGGGUCUCAAUCCCAGCUCUGCCGGUGACUCCCCGAAGGAAGGGGAUGGGGUCCCUUCUUUCCCCUCCCCAAAUGAGGGGAUGGACUAGAUGAUCCCAAGGGUCUUCCCAGCUCCCAAAUUCCAAGACUCUUCUCUCCAGGCCCUCUCUGCCCCAGUUUUAUGGUGGGGAGUUGUUCUUGCCUGGGGACAGGGCUUCCAGCUGGAUGGGCUUCAAUGUCCUGCCUUGCUCCCCAGCAGCCCCCCGCCUGCCUGCCUCAAUGAGGCAGAAACCCCCCAGCUAAAAGCACAGUGCCUCCCUGAGAGCGGAGGAAUGGACAAAAAGCUGGAGGUCUGAGUGAGCCUUAAGGCCGGGGUCCCGGAGGGUUUCCUGCCCUGCCCGGGAUCAGUCACCGCCCUAAAUCCCAAGGAGCACGAAGUUGGAACUGUCCGGGGCUGGUGGUGCUGGGAAGGAGGCCUGCUGUCACCCGGAAGCCGAGGACGGACUCUUGGGGACACAAAAUCUCCCCUGGCCGGUGGCUCCUCUCAAACGGCUUCCUUUCAAUUCUUCACAUGGCCUGUGUGCCCCCUCUGGGCUAGGUACUGGGGGACGUCACCCCAUCCUCAGGAAACUCAGUGGUGAUACCCAGAAAACUGGCGGGAAAGGCCAAGGGGAGCGGGAACACAGAAGCUGGGGGAGGGGGGUCCUGGGAGAAAAGGCCAUUGUAGACUAGAAGGCUUCCAGGAAAGCGGGAGAGGAGGGGGCUUCAGCUGGCCUGUGAAAAGUGAAGCUGGGAGUGAGAAAGGGGGUUCCAUAUGGGGCAGAGGCAAGGGUGCAGUUAGGGAACCAUGAGGAAACCCGAUGGGGUGAGCUUUGGAGAACCCCCCACAGAAGCAUGGAUACGCAGGGUGGGCUUGGAAACUGGGGAGCUUCCCCCCGGGCAAUCUGUUCUUGAGUCUGAAUCCUGGAUCGGAGAGUGUUAGAAGGAGAAGGAAACCUGGCCAACGUUCCAGGACGAGGACACAAGCACUGGCCCCAAGUCGUUGGAAGCGCUGAUUAGCGGAAGGAUCGGAUCGGGGGUAGAAUUGGGGUCUCUUGACUCCCUGUCCCAAAGGCAGCGGAGAGCCCUUGUGGUUCUGGAGCAGCAGAGGACAGCACAGACCUCCUUGCCCAGCCUCCAGUCCCGGUCUUCCCAAGGAGCCCAAGUGAGGAAGCCGCUCUCCCCGCCGGCGCUCCCGCCUCCCACCCUUAGGGAACCAGCCCGGGGGUCCUGCUCCCGGGGGCCGCUGUGGGGAGACUGUAGGUGCUUAAUCAAUGACUGACGGAGAAGAAACCAGCGCGGGGUGGGGGGCGUUUGCGGCUCUCCCCGUCCCGCGCUAAGUGAGUGUGUGAAGCAGCCUUUGCCCCAGAAAUGGCCCCGAGACCUCCUACCUUAUUAAGGUUCCUUAUUCAGCCUCACCCCCAAGGGAUCGGGACCGGGGAAUUCUGGGUGAGAGAACUUGGACGUUUUAGUCACGAAGGAGAGAAUGGGAGCCCGGGAUGGACGGCGGAAGACUGGGAGAGAGAGCCUGGGAGCCCCGGGAUGACCGGGGACUGUCUCAGAAGAAAGCCAGACCUUAGGUCAGAAUCCCACCGACAGCCUGGCUUCCCAUCGGGAGUUAGAGGGGCUUUGGAGGAGGGCUGGUCAACGAGGCUCCCCCCGUGUACAUGAGUGCAUCUGAAAUGGGGGCAUCCCUAGGAUCCCGGGGGUCCUUGGGGGGGAGCGGCCAGGGAAGAAACACGGCGGGAUGAUGGGAUGGGUGGAAGGGCCCCAGCCUCUCUAGGCCUUUAGCCGCAUCCCCAACAAUAACCUGUUCUGCGGAGGGGCCCAGUGAGGGAGGGAGUCUCCCUUGGCUCCGCUGGCCCGGAGGGCAGGGAAGGAGAGGUCGGGGGCUGCUGGGGGCGGGGCGGGGGGAAGGUCGGUCCUAGCCGGGCGCGACCCAACCCAGAGAUCGUGGCUCCGGAAGCCUCCCCCUUCCUCGGACCCCGCUCCCCCUCCGAGCCCCAGGGCCGUGCCGGAUGGAAAAUCUGAUUGGCCGGUUUGCUGUAUGGUCAGGGACCUUUCCAUGCAAAAAAAAAGAACAGUUUGCGGGGUGUGUGAUCCCUGCCCCCCAGCACUGAGGGCUCAGCGGACUCUGCCUGGCUCCGGGGGGCUGAGUUAGGGGGCCCCAGGCCGGGCGGGAGGGGCUCCCAGGCCGGAGGAGAGGCUCAGCGCGGUCCGCCCCCCGGCUCGGUCCGCCUGGAAAGCGCGAGCUCUGCUCACCGGCAGGCUUCGGGCAAGCGGACCGAGCCCAGCGGGGGUUCGGGUGCUGAUGCGGACCGAGGGUCCCGGGAGUUCCCUCCCAGCUCCGAGGUCGGGGGUCCGGCUGCGAGCUCCCGUUCCCACCCACGAACACCGAAGGGGGCUGUCUGCAGCCGCGCGAAUAGGCUCUUAGAACGCCUUCAGCACCAGACAACAGAUAAGGGGGGGUCUCAGGCGCAGGACCGGUCGCUCUGGGAAAGGUGGGGUUUUCUGGGGUGCGGGGGGGGAAGGGAGAGGGCUCGUUCCCAGUGCUCUCAAAACCGGGCCGCUGAUGGAGGCUCCCGCGAACUCUGUCUACGAGCAGGGCGGGUGUCCCCAACGGGCAGGGCGGGAGAGAGAGCCGGAGAAGCAGCCGGUUGGACGGGGACUCGCCCCAGCCAUGGGUCUCUUAAGCGUGCCGCCAAGGGGGCGAGGCGAGGCUCUCCCCCAGAUCUGGUGGGACUGUGGGGGGCGGGUUCGGGGGGAGCCUCCAGGGCCACCUCUGGCCCCUGGCCCUCCCCUGGGGAGCGAUCGGGGCUCCCACUCACCGAGGGCUUGUGGUGGAAAAGCUCGGGCUGGGGGAGGGGUGCCGUGGGGGCCCUGGACGCCCCAUCUUCCUCACCCUCCCCCAGCCGCCCACUCACAACCCCAGGCGCCGUCCCUUCCCCCGCAGAGCUGGCCAUUUUGGAAUCUUCCACUUUUAAAAACAGAAAAACGGUGAAUGCACCGGAUUGUAUAUUUUAUUUAAAUAAAACAAAAACUUUCAGCAA
This is a messenger RNA of Antechinus flavipes (yellow-footed antechinus), 6758 nucleotides long. It is a transcript of the gene HCN4, whose product is annotated as hyperpolarization activated cyclic nucleotide gated potassium channel 4. NCBI's taxonomy places the organism in Eukaryota, Metazoa, Chordata, Mammalia, Dasyuromorphia, Dasyuridae. The coding region runs from base 10 to 2697 and encodes 895 amino acids. Gene Ontology annotation, biological process: transmembrane transport; potassium ion transport. Gene Ontology annotation, cellular component: membrane. Gene Ontology annotation, molecular function: voltage-gated potassium channel activity. The record is from RefSeq and is a predicted model, not a curated record. The transcript has 7 exons.